Molecule: messenger RNA, 3767 nt
Organism: Platichthys flesus (European flounder)
Lineage: Eukaryota; Metazoa; Chordata; Actinopteri; Pleuronectiformes; Pleuronectidae
Gene: mis18bp1
Product: MIS18 binding protein 1
Exons: 16
Coding region: 79-3324 (1081 amino acids)
Source: RefSeq, a predicted model, not a curated record
GAAAUUUGAAAUCUCGGGGGCUAGCAGCUAGCAUACGUGCCGGAUGUAUACUAAUCUGUAAAGUCGUUGUCGGGCGCAAUGGCUUCAUUUCAUCAUUUACUACAACACGAAAAGCCGCGGUUUGAAUCUCCCGCCAAAGUGUUUGCCAAACUAAAAUCUAAAGUUCAGAGAGAAGCGAUGUACGCGACGGAUCCGCCGCGUAACGUCAGAGAGAAACAUGGAGGAGAGUUCAGUCGAGAGGAGACCUUCCGCCUGGCCGAGGAGCUCAAGGAGAACCACACUCCCGUGUUCUACCGCAGUGAAGUCCAAGCUCUGACCCUGUCGCCCAUUUCCACUCCUCAGAAAAACUUCGGCUCCUCGUUUUCAAACGACGGGAUUCCUCAUGUGGCCGAGACGGGACACGCCUUUAUGUUCAGAAACCAACACACGCCGACCAAGAGGGGUUUCCUGGAGUCCACAGCGGUGUCUCACCCCCUGACCCUGGGUCACAGAGACCCAGAUCAGAUCUCAGAUGGUUUCACGGUGUCCAGCAGGACUCGAGGAAAGACUCAGCCUCUAGUGGACCACUGUGGGAGGCGUGUGUAUGAGGAGGACCCCCGCUGCAGUCUCGUGUCCCCUGCCAAAAUGGUACCCCCCCAGAGGAAGAGGCUCAGGAAGAGAAAGUGGGAGCAGCAGGAGUUCAACAAGGUCAACAGCAGAAAGGAGGUCGGUGCUGCUGUAAGGAGUCAGACAGACACUCGCAGGGAGGAUGAGGGGGACUUCAGAGGUUUCCCUGCUGAGGUGAACCAGGGGACUCGUGCCCCCUUGUUCCCAACGCCGAGAUCCACCGCUGUGAAACGUGCCUGUGUUAUGAUGGAAAAAUAUCCACCGAUGUCGCCGGCCAAGCUGUUUGCCUACAUGAAGGAGAGGGAAAACAAACGGGAGCACCGGAUGGUUCCUGAAGGCAGCAGCACCAGGGAACUCUUCAGUACUCAUUUCGAUCAGGCAGGAGACUCUCCUCUCCACGCAUCUCAAAAUAUGGAUGAAAUUGAGGACACUGCCUUUUCAAGGGUUACAGAAAGUGCAGUUCCUGACAGCUGCUCCAGCGAGGAGUCCGCUGACAGCCAAUCAGAUCCCACGGAGGAUGUCCCGAUCCCUGCCGCUAGGCCACAGACAGUUUUGCUUGAAGACCCACUCGUACUUAAUUCGCCAAAGAUCUCCAUCCCUAAGAAAAACCAGGCUGUGUUCCAGUCCAACAAACGGCCCCAGGGCACACAAUUCCCAAAUGAGAGUGUCAUUUAUCUUAAGAAAUGGUUCUUGAGGAGUAGUCAAAAGGGCCUGUUUCUUGAUGGAAUCCACACCAAGGACAACGUGCCAUGGAACAGUAACAUCAUUGACAACAGGGUUUCUAAUUCUGUGGUGAAGACCGUCUCUGGUAGGGUUUACGUUUUGGUUGGCAAGAUGAACUUCACCGUCAACUCGGGGUUUCCCAAAUGGUUUAUGAAGAAGUUUCUCAAUGGUUUCCCUCCAAACUGGAAAUCGCUUUAUGAGAAGUCUCUGUCUGAAAAAGUGGAGAGGACCAGUGAAGGGAAAUCCAUCAUAGCCAAUACAAAAUCCGCUGCAUCCUCCAAUCAAUCUGCGAAGCGGAACAGACAAAAUAAUUUGAAGACGCCUGAAUUCUGUCCUCCUGCCAUCUCCUCUUCCUCUUCCACCAGAACAUCUCAAAGUGGUCGGGUGAUAAAGCCACCUCUGGAGUAUUGGAAAGGAGGAAGAGUCAUUCUGGAUGCAAAAAUGAAUGUUACCAUUCAUGAAUGUUAUGAUACCUCCAUCUGCAUCCCUGAGGUUACUACAACAGUUUCUGCGAGGACGUCACAGACGCCUGCCCGUGUGUUCCUGCCCUGCACCGAAGGCGAUAAAAAUCCAAGUGAAACAUCCUGCGACGAAGAGGCAUCAGCACCAGCGAGGAAGGUCAAGGCUCCGCUCCGUAAAAGCAAACACGCCAAGAAACCCAGUAAUCCAGCUGAACCUUCUGUGGAGGCAAGAAGCAUUCCUGAGGGAUGGACUGGCAGAAGAACGAGGUCUCAAAGCAGGAGUCCACCCAUGGACAAAAUGGUGUACGUGGACAUUUUACCUCAAAAGCAAAACAAGCCUGAAAUGGCUACAACACAGAGGCCGAAAAAACCGACGCAUGAGACCAGCAGGCUGCCAGAGAGGAAGAGCAAACGGACUCUAAGAGCAUCCCCCGAAUCUCCCACUGUUCAUGAAGAAACAUCCCAGCCACAGUUAUCAGGUGACGACUUUUCUAGUAAGAGAAAGAAGGGGGGGAAAGGAGUGUACGUGAAGAAUGGAGGUAAAGGUCGCAACCAGUCGCAGCCAAGCCAAGGUUCCCAGUCGCUUCAGUCUUCGGAGUCUUCUGAGGAGAGCGUGAAGGAACGGAGGAAGAGAGGAAUGGCAACAAACAAUACCAAAACAGCACAGACAAAACCUAAACAGAGCAAAUGCACCAAAAUCUCCCCACCCACGAAGCCGAUGCCCAAGCCGAUGCAUUCCAGCAGAACGCAGAAGACGAACAAAGGCAGCACAGUCGUUCCUCCACCAGAGCAAGAUGAAAACGAGUGGACAGAGGCAGAGCUCAUGAAGCUGCAAGAGGCCGUGUCCUACUAUCCUAAGCACAUGUCCGGUUACUGGGCAAAGGUAGCAAAGAUGGUAGGAGCUCGUUCUGCAGAGGAGUGUUACAGCCAGCAGACGUCCCAGGGAACAUCACAGACGCCCGUCAAGAAUGACAAGAAACCCAGGAAGGAAAAAGUGGAAUUGCCAAAAGAUCCAGUUACAGACUGUCCCAUAAUUUCUGCUCGAGUUGGAACCUUGAGGAGAAAGCAGCAGGUGCGUCAGUUCAUGGAGGCUAUGCCCACAGAGGACGUAGAGGACGUUUUCAGCUCCGCAUACAUGCAGAACAAACGCUAUGAGAUCCCCUCCAUGUGUGAGAGUGAGGAGCAUGAGUUCACAAUGUCGAACGUGGAGCCCCUGACCCCCGUGUCAAGGGUGUACCCUGAAGUGAAGACCCCUCAGUGCCUGUACAUAUCACCUGGCAUGAUGGGCUCUCCAGACAAGGACAAGGAUGACAAAUUCGUUUAUCAGCUCCAGAAGAGGAUGAAGAAAAAUCAGUUUAAUGUCUGCAAUCAGGCUCAAUCUUCAAAGAAUUACACAUCAACGCGAGGAACAAUGAGACAAUGUGGUAACACGGAAAAUGACACCUUUGUCGUUUGGCAGAUGUUUCCAGAAAACAACGUGGCGGCGCCUGACAGCGGAGAGGAAGAGGACUUUUAUUUCUCAGACAGCAACUGAUCGGAGUCGGAGCUGAUGCAUCAUAUCAUCAUAAAAGAUCCAGUGGAUAAAUUGUGAACCAUAAAAACACUUCCAGUUUUGCGACUGUCUUUCACAUGAAACAAGUGGGGGGAUUAAUGUUUAUUUUUUAACAUGGAAACUCUAUACACUGUAAAUAUGUUGUUUAACGUCUGAGCACCAACAGUCAGUUGAAAUUAUUCCUUUUAAUAAACAAUCUUCAAUUUUUAGCUUAUGUUUUAUUUUGUGUUUAUUACACAUUGAGAAGAAAACAAUAGUUUGCGUAAGCGGUUCACAACCUUUUUGGCUUAUGACCUCAAACCAAAAAAUGAUUACUGUUCAAAUAUGAAAGACUCAAAUAAGUUAAGAAUUUACUGCAUUUCACAAAAAAUCUGAAAUAUGUCUGAAUAAACAAAUUUGUGUACCAAAUGUGUAAUUUUCUUCUC